AUGCUUGCGCUUACGAGGGACCCUAUCAAUUAUCGACCAACGACCAGCGACCACGGCAGCCUGGGGACCUCUCCAUCUGCUUCCGAGGCCUGGAACUUCGACCGCUCCGCAUUCAAUGUCAACAGCUACCCACUCUGGGAUCAGCAUCUUGGAGAUGAAUCUUGGAUGAAAAUUCCGGAUGGACAGGGCAGCGUGCCUCUGCUGACCAGCGGCACCUUCUUCCCACCAGCUCUGCCUGAGUUGCACUUCGACUUCAGCCUCGCCAGUGCACAGCCGCAACUGGACCCUACACCGCCAACAAUCCCCGGUGUUGGUACUACAUCUACCCCUGCACAGCGCAUCACCUGCUCCUUCGCCGGAUGUGGAAGGUCCUUCGUCCGCGCCGGAGACUGUCGCCGCCACAUGCUCAAGCAUGGCCCGCCCAAGUUCAAAUGCGCUGUCAUCGAAUGCGACAUGACAUUCCACCGCGCCGACAAGCUACGCGCUCACAUGAAGCAGGGCCACAAGAUCAGGUUGUAG
Molecule: messenger RNA, 519 nt
Organism: Parastagonospora nodorum SN15
Lineage: Eukaryota; Fungi; Ascomycota; Dothideomycetes; Pleosporales; Phaeosphaeriaceae
Exons: 2
Coding region: 1-519 (172 amino acids)
Source: RefSeq, a predicted model, not a curated record